UUAGAAUCAACAAACGUCAACGCAACCGACUGUUCAACAUGAUGCACCAGGUCGUUCUUCUUUGUGUCGUGGUUAUGGCUGCUCAAUGCAUGGUCUUGCAUCGUGCGCCUGCGCCGUUAUUCUUCGGACAUUACCCUGAACCCAAUUACAGUUUUGCAUAUGAGGUCAACGAUGCCAAUACUGGAGAUGUUAAGAGUCAGCAUGAGAGCAGACGUGGAGAUAUCGUCAUCGGACAGUACUCCCUGGUCCAACCUGAUGGUAUUAAGAGGACUGUUGACUACAGUGCCAAUGACCACACCGGAUUCUUGGCGACUGUGAACAAUCAGGGCAGACCAGCCACCCAGGAAUCGAACAGGAUGUACAACGUACAAGAGGAGACCACUCGCUCCCCAAGCAAGGCCCCUGAAAUGCAAUACAACACAGCGAGCACCGCUUCCUACAGCACACAGGGCUGGCCCGAAAACGUACCGACCCAGAGCGUAACAGUCGCUCCCGUCACCAACAUUAGGACCUCGGUCAUUCACCCCUCCUUCCACAAUGGCCACAAUCCUUGGAUCUAAACAGUUAGAAUAUCGAGCACAGCAGUAAAUUGACCCGGAAUCGAUUUUAAUUUCAAUUUAAUUUGCAUUUAUUUCCUAAGCGGUUACCGCGCAAUGGAUAUCAGCUGCGGAUAAACUAUAUCAUUCUUGUAGCUUGCCAUCGAACACGUUUUAAUGUGUUUAUCGAACCGAGUAGUGGUUGUAAGCUUCGGCACGAGCCAUCGCCUUAUCGGUUUUUUGUCAUCUCCCUUUGAUCGAGAUAUUACACGUGACACAAGCUGAAACCUAGCGGAAGGAAUACUUUUAUUUUUAGUAGACCAUUUUCGAUACCAGUAUUACCAUAACGAGAAUGUUAUUUAAUAUAUUCGCAGUUAACAAAUAGUCAAACUGGUUUAAACUGGUUGAAUGUGAUAAUAGCAAAAUAAAUUGAAUUAUUACUUACGAUUGUAUCGAAUGACAACUGUAUAUUUAUUAACGC
Molecule: messenger RNA, 1017 nt
Organism: Vanessa atalanta (red admiral)
Lineage: Eukaryota; Metazoa; Arthropoda; Insecta; Lepidoptera; Nymphalidae
Gene: CPR65
Product: cuticle protein 16.8-like
Exons: 2
Coding region: 39-560 (173 amino acids)
Cellular component (GO): extracellular matrix
Source: RefSeq, a predicted model, not a curated record